Molecule: messenger RNA, 1890 nt
Organism: Acanthosepion pharaonis
Lineage: Eukaryota; Metazoa; Mollusca; Cephalopoda; Sepiida; Sepiidae
Source: the annotation of a GenBank genome assembly
AUGGCUGUAGAUUUGGACAGAGGAGUCACACCACUGAAGUUAUUUGAAUUCAAAGAUGAAGUCUUUUCAUUAUUCAUUUUGGCUAGUCUUUCUUCAUCUUAUUCUUGCUUUUUAUCCCAACUUUCUCGCUCUUUAUUUUUCUUUGUUAUUUCUUUUUUUUAUUUUUGCUUUAACUUCUUUUCUUUUUCUUGUUAUAUUUCCUUAAUUCGUCUUUUUAUUUUCUUUUUAUUAAUUUUUUGUUUCUUUCUUUGUUUCUUUUUUGUUUUUUCCCCCACAUUUUCUUCAUUACAUUUAUUCGUUUUAUCUGUUCAUCUUUUGUUUUUUCUUUCCUUUAUAGUGUUUUUGGUGUUUCUUUCUUUUUCUUGUCUUUCUUGCUUGCUUUACAUCUUUAUUAUUUUCGAACCCUUUAUUUUUUUAAUUGUCCAUUUUUGUUCUUUCUUUUCCGUUUUUAUCUUACGUUCUUUUCACCUUUCUUUCUUUCUUUCUUUCUUUCUUUCUUUCUUUUCAGAUAUUUAUUCAUUUUCUUUAGUCAUCUUUCUUUCUUUCUUUCUACAUCUUUAUAUCUUUGAUUUCACAUCUUUUCUUUCUCCUUUUUGCAUCUUUUCUUUCUUGCUUGGUCGUUUACUUUCCAGUUUCUUUUUUUGUUUGUUCGUUUAUUUUUCUGAUCUAUCUUUUUUCUUUGUUUUUCUACAUCUUUUCUUUCUUUUGAUAUGUUUUCUCUUUUCUUUUUUGCUGGCUGAUAUUUUAUUUUUAUUUGUUCGUUCAUUUCUUUUCAAUAUUAACCUUUUCUGUCUUUCUUUCUUUUUUUUUCUUUCUUUCUUUCUUUUUUAUUUCUUUCGUUGUUGCUUCUUUCUUUCUUUCUUUUUUCUUUCUUUCUUUUUCUUUCUUUCUUUAUUUCAUUCUUUCUUUCAUUCCUUUCUUGCGUUAUCGCUUCUUUCUUUCUUUCUUUCUUUCUUUCUUUCUUUCUUUCUUUCUUUCUUUCGUUUCUUUUUUCUUUCUUUCUUUCUUUUUUCUUUCUUUCUUUCUUUCGUUAUCGCUUCUUUCUUUCUUUCUUUCUUUCUUUUUCUUUCUUUCUUUCUUUCUUUCUUUCUUUCUUUCGUUGUUGCUUCUUUCUUUCUUUCUUUCUUUUUUUUCUUUCUUUAUUUCAUUCUUUCUUUCAUUCCUUUCUUGCGUUAUCCUUCUUUCUUUCUUUUCUUUCUUUCUUUUUUCUUUCUUUCUUUCGUUUUUUCUUUCUUUCUUUCUUUUAUUUCUUUUUUUCUUUCUUUUCUUUCUUUUCUUUCUUUCUUUCUUUCGUUAUCCUUCUUUCUUUCUUUCUUUCUUUUUCUUUCUUUCUUUCUUUUUUUUUUUUCUUUCUUUCUUGCGUUAUUUCUUUCUUUUCUUUCUUUCUUUUUCUUUCUUUCUUUCUUUCUUUGUCUUUUUGUUAUCGCUUUUUUUUUCUUUCUUUUUAAAAGAAUUUCUUUCUUUCUUUCUUUCUUUCUUGCGUUAUCCAUUCUUUUCUUUUUCUUUCUUUUCUUUUUCUUUCUUUCUUGCGUUAUCGCUUCUAUCUUUCUUUCUUUUUUUCUUUUUUCUUUCUUUCUUGCGUUAUCGCUUCUUUCUUUUUCUUUCUUUUUUUCUUUCUUUCUUUCUUUCUUUCUUUCUUUCUUUCUUUCUUUCUUUCUGCAUAUUUUCCUUUUUCUUUUGACAUCUUUUCUCCAUUCUUUUACUUUCUUUUCUUUGUCUCUGUUCCUUCUUUAUCUUUGUUCGUUUUUUCUUUCUUUGUUUUUUUCCUUUCUCAUUUUUUUUCAUCUUGUUUUUCUUUCUGUCUUUCUUUUCAUUUUUUUUUACAUUUUUUCUUCUUUUUUUUUAAUUUUUGGUUCAUUUCUUUUUCAUCUACUUUUUUUUUUCUUCUGA